Pieris brassicae (large cabbage white) is the source of this 2995-nucleotide messenger RNA. RefSeq names its product nucleolar GTP-binding protein 2 (gene Ns2). Gene Ontology annotation, cellular component: nucleolus. The record is from RefSeq and is a predicted model, not a curated record. Gene Ontology annotation, molecular function: GTP binding. NCBI's taxonomy places the organism in Eukaryota, Metazoa, Arthropoda, Insecta, Lepidoptera, Pieridae. The coding region runs from base 126 to 2942 and encodes 938 amino acids. The transcript is spliced from 4 exons.
GUCAAGAAUCAAGUCAAAUGUACAUUACAAUUAAUGUACAUGUGAAUUGCUAACCUCCACAUUAUCAUUAUAAAUAAAAUAUUUGUGAUUAUAAUAAUAAAAGUAACGUGAUUUAAGAUAUAACCAUGGGUAAAGUGCGGUCUGCACCGGGAGCGCCCCGGAAAGAGGGAUUUAACAAGUCUGGGCAUUCCAUGAAUCCUGAACGGCCCACCGAAGGCUUAAAAGGUGUUGGAAAACCACGUACAAAAGGUACUAUUAAAAGGCUUCAAAUGUAUAGAAAUUUUAAAGCUAAGAGGGACAAAACAGGAAAGAUAUUGACCCCGGCGCCGUUCCAAGGCUGGUUACCUUCAGGCACACAAGCUCGAGUUGAACCUAAUCAGAAAUGGUUUGGGAAUUCCAGAGUUAUUUCACAGAAUGCAUUACAAAAGUUUCAAGAUGAAUUUGGGGCAGCAGUUAAAAAUCCCUAUCAGGUUGUUAUGAAACCUACAAAUUUGCCCAUAACUUUAUUAAACGAGAAAGCUAAACAUGCUCGAGUACAUUUACUAGACACAGAAGGGUUUGAUAAAACAUUUGGACCAAAAAAACAAAGAAAACGUGUAAAUCUUAAAUUUAGUGAUUUACAAACUCUUUCUCAAGCAAUUGAAGAAAAUGCAGAAAAGUAUGAUGAAAGUAAAGAUGUUGACAGAGUUCGUGAAGACACUGGCAUAAAGGAUGGUCAGAGGGAAUGGAUUUUUGGUGCUGGAAUGAGUAGACGGAUUUGGAAUGAACUAUAUAAAGUUAUUGAUUCCUCAGAUGUAUUAUUGCAAGUGCUUGAUGCUCGUGAUCCUAUAGGUACAAGAAGCCCAUACGUGGAAAAGUUCCUUCGAGAAGAGAAGCCACAUAAACACCUUAUAUUUAUUUUAAACAAGGUAGAUUUAGUACCUAAUUGGGUAACUCAAAGGUGGGUAGCUAUAUUAAGUGCAGAGUAUCCUACAUUAGCCUUUCAUGCAUCUAUGACACAUCCAUUUGGUAAAGGGUCACUUAUAAAUUUAUUGCGUCAAUUUGCCAAGUUGCAUAUUGAUAAGAAACAAAUAAGUGUAGGACUUAUUGGUUAUCCCAAUGUUGGUAAAUCAUCUGUGAUCAAUACAUUAAGAGCAAAGAAAGUGUGCAAAGUUGCUCCUAUUGCUGGAGAAACCAAAGUCUGGCAAUAUAUUACAUUGAUGAGGAAGAUAUAUUUGAUUGAUUGUCCUGGUAUUGUUUAUCCUUCAGCUGAAACUGACACUGAGAAGGUUUUAAAAGGUGUGGUUAGAGUUGAAUUAGUUCAAAAUCCUGAAGAUUACAUUGAAGAUGUUGUUAAAAGAGUACGUAAAGAAUACAUGGUCAAAACCUAUAAAGUUGAUGGUUGGGAAACAUCAACAGAAUUCUUAGAAAAACUUGCUGCAAGAACUGGAAAACUAUUAAAAAAAGGUGAACCUGAUAUUAGCUCAGUCGCUAAAAUGGUACUUAAUGAUUGGCAAAGAGGAAAGCUACCAUUUUAUGUCGCACCUGAAGGAUUUGAAGUGCCUCUACCAAAACUUAAUAAAGAAGUUGACAAUGAAGUUAAAGAGACUGAUACUACAGAAAAAGAAGAAGAGAAAACUAGCGAUGAACCGAAUACAGAAGUGAAUGAUGUUGCAGAAACACAGGUUUUAACAGUUAAUAAACUAGUAAUUGCUCAAGAUUUUGCAAAGAUUAGAGUUGGUUUACAAUUUGACAAUGAAGAUGAUGUUAAACCAUUAGAUGAUGUGGAGAUUCCCGAAGAGCUUAAGGGCAUUGAUGAACAAAACAAUACUGGAGAUGUUGAUAAAAGCAAUAUUGACGACUCAUUAAAUGAUGAUAAUCCUGCCAAUAAUGAUGCAAAUGAUAGUGACUCAGAUAUUAGCAGUUUCUAUAGUAAUGAGGAAAUAGAAUGUAGUGAUGUUGAGGACUACCUGACACAUGAUGCAGAAACUGUUAAAGAAAUAAAGAAACAGAAGAUCCAGGCUGCUAGUGGUACAUUUACUAUUGAAGAAAUUCCCCCAAGUGGAAGGAAACGCAAGGCUAAUGAUGAAAAAGAAGCUAAGGCUAAAAUGACAGCAAAACAAAGAAGAGCUUUAGAGAGAGCUCAGAAGCGUACUAAAACAGGAAGCAACUUCUAUGAAGUAUCUAAUAUGUCAUCUGAAAGUGAAAGUGAUGAUGACUACGUACCAGUAGAACAAGAAAAACUAUCAGAAGAGGAAUCAGCCGAUGAGGAGACAGAACAACAAUAUGACAAUGAAGUUGAAACAAUUAAGAAAAAGCGGAAACGUGCAGCACCAUGUAAAGGAAAUAAGAGAUCAAAAGUAAGGGGACAAAAGAGUGACGAUGAAACUACUGUACUUGAAACUAAUAUUGCUAAGCCUGAAGAAGAGAAGAAAAGAGAAGAAGAUCUAUGGGCGCAGUUUCUAGAAGGUACAGACUCUAAACCAAAAUCUAAAACCGAAGAAAUUGUUACCCAGCCAGAAAAAGUUGUUCAAAAAGAUAGUAUAGAGAGCAAAAAAAGUGAAACAUCCAGUUCUCAAUCGGAUAAAGAACGGGAAAAGCGAAUUUUUGAAUUUGCAGGCGAAACAAUUGUAGUCGAAAAUAAUGUAAUAAAGGAAAGGGUAAAGACAGCAGAGAAACCAGCUUCAGUAUUGAACGACAGUCCAGCCCCCAAAGCGAGAAGUGCAGGUGGUCUCUCCAGUAUUGUUGGACAACUGAAUAAAAAAAACAAACUCUCUACUCUGGAAAAGUCCAAAUUAGAUUGGAAUACUUAUAAGAGAGAGGAGGGAAUCGAAGAGGAAAUCACAAGUCACAAUAAAGGAAAAUCUGGAUACUUGGAUCGACAAGACUUCUUAAGCAGAGCAGAUGUUAGACAGUAUGAGAUUGAACGGGACUUGCGCAUGAGUCGACGCAGUAACCGAUAAGAGAUUACAUACAUAUAUACCUAUUGAUACUCUCAAAUUUAAAAAUAAAGUGA